AUGCUUUGUCAUCGAGCCGCAGCAUACCGUCUGACCUAUGUCGUGUGCGCUUCUGGUCCUGCGACGAGGCAAGUGCGGUGGCGACAGUGGCUGUUCCCGCAAGCUACAAAGGGCUGGCGGCCUGAACGGUUUGAACAUGAAGGCCAAGCACUCCAGUUCGCAAGACAGUCAAAGCGCAUUCCCAUCUGGAAGCUGGGAUGGGCCAUGGCCUAUCAGCGCGUUUCUUGUGACAGACAAGUCAACGAAGAGCAGGUGCAUGCAUGUUUGACCGCAUAA
Symbiodinium sp. CCMP2592 is the source of this 276-nucleotide messenger RNA. Lineage: Eukaryota; Dinophyceae; Suessiales; Symbiodiniaceae. The record is from the annotation of a GenBank genome assembly.